AUGAUCCGUCGAUCUCUGGUUCAAAUACGGAAAUGUAGCCAUAAAGCGGAUCCAUCACGAGCGUUCGAUUUUAUCCCGGCAAAAAAUCGGGAUGCUAACGAAAUUUUGGAUCUAUGUUUGAGCGGGCUGAUCCGAGACGAACCUCAUUCGAGAGCUUUGAAGCUCACAUCCGAAAAUUCACGAGGAGUGUUCGAAUACAUGGUUGCAAAAGCUCUACACUACCCGUAUUCCUACAGGAUACAUGAGAAGGGAACGAACAACCUUAUCGGCUUCCGUCUUCUAUCCAUAGGACAUCGUGACCAUGCGCUGGAUAUUGAACCAGUUCCAUUAACUGAACCUACUGAACCGGGACCACGACGGUUGUGUGAAAUUCUGGAGGAAGCGAAGGCAAAUUUCUGGAGGCUUGUCGAUCCCGCAGUGGCGACGGUGAUUCGACGUGAAAUCACCUACGUCAUUCCCAGGCAUCAACGAAAAGGCAUCGCCAAUUAUCUUCUUCACCUUGGACUCGAUUUCGAGGAAUUGAGGAAAAGAGGAAUCCAUGGAAUCACAUCCGAGGCUUCAUCGUUGGCGAAUCAGAAGUUGCUCGCCAAGAGCGGUUACACCUGCAUCAGUAUGCCGAACUAUAAAUUGGAUAUGUUCGACGGGAACGAAGGUGUUAAGGUGUUUUUCAAGGAUCUUAGAAAGUGA
Messenger RNA from Necator americanus (New World hookworm), 687 nucleotides. RefSeq lists its product as uncharacterized. Lineage: Eukaryota; Metazoa; Nematoda; Chromadorea; Rhabditida; Ancylostomatidae. The coding region runs from base 1 to 687 and encodes 228 amino acids. The transcript has 6 exons. The record is from RefSeq and is a predicted model, not a curated record. Gene Ontology annotation, molecular function: N-acetyltransferase activity.